This is a messenger RNA of Scomber japonicus (chub mackerel), 4765 nucleotides long. It is a transcript of the gene loxl2b, whose product is annotated as lysyl oxidase-like 2b. NCBI's taxonomy places the organism in Eukaryota, Metazoa, Chordata, Actinopteri, Scombriformes, Scombridae. Gene Ontology annotation, molecular function: copper ion binding; protein-lysine 6-oxidase activity. The coding region runs from base 105 to 2405 and encodes 766 amino acids. Gene Ontology annotation, cellular component: membrane. The transcript has 14 exons. The record is from RefSeq and is a predicted model, not a curated record. Gene Ontology annotation, biological process: sprouting angiogenesis; peptidyl-lysine oxidation.
AAGCAGCUGACUUUGGGUUUUGGUCUGCACGCACUGAGCUGCAUUCUGCCCGUUACUGCAGCCUGCAGGAGUUCCACAGUCCUCUCAACUAAAUUGUGACCAAAAUGAUGGCCACACAGUACCUGCCCUGCUGCACACUCAGUCUAUUAAUGCUGUUACAGCUAGUCCUUGGCCAGUAUGAACACCUCGGCUACCCUCCGGGCUACCCGGAGCCGGUCCAGGAACAAUACACCCCCCCACAGCUGGCACCAGACACGCCCAGGAUUCAGCUCCGGUUGGCGGGAGAUAAGAGGAAACACAACGAGGGCCGCGUGGAGGUCUUCUACAACAAUGAGUGGGGAACUGUCUGUGAUGAUGACUUCACUAUCCACGCCGCUCAGGUGGUGUGCCGGGAGCUGGGUUACCUGGAGGCUGUCUCAUGGUCACCAUCGUCCAAGUAUGGGAAAGGAGAAGGACCCAUCUGGUUCGACAAUCUGCACUGCACUGGCAAAGAGAAGACCCUGGCGCUGUGUCCCUCCAACGGGAUCGGUGUUUCGGACUGCAAACACAGUGAAGACGUAGGCGUGGUGUGCAGCGACAAAAGGAUCCCGGGAUUUAAAUUUGUCAACACCCUGCCCAACCAUGUGGAGAGCCUUGAUAUUCAAGUUGAGGAUGUGCGCAUUCGAGCCAUACUGUCAUCGUACCGUAAACGGAUCCCGGUGACAGAAGGCUACGUGGAGGUCAAGGAUGGCGGUAAAUGGAAGCAGAUCUGUAAUGCGGAGUGGAACCAGUUCAACAGCAGAGUCAUCUGUGGCAUGUUCGGCUUCCCCGGCGAGAGAAAAUACAAUGCCAGAGUCUACAAGAUGUUUGCCCGCAGGAGAAAGCCCACAUACUGGGACUACUCCGUCAACUGCACUGGCAACGAAGCCCAUUUGUCCAGCUGUAAACUGGGCCAGACGACAUCGGUGAAGUCCAACGGGACCUGUGCUGGAGGGUUGCCUGUGGUGGUGAGCUGCGUUCCCGGCAAAGCUUUCUCCCCGACUCCAAUGUCUGGAUUCAGGAAGGCCUUCAGACAAGAGCAACCGCUGGUGCGUCUGCGUGGAGGAGCCAUCAUAGGCGAGGGCCGAGUGGAGGUGUUGAAGAAUGGAGAGUGGGGCACCAUUUGUGAUGACAACUGGAACCUGCUGGCUUCCACCGUCGUGUGUCGAGAGCUGGGUUUCGGUACCGCCAAGGAGGCCCUGUCUGGAGGUCGCCUGGGACAAGGUAUGGGCCCAGUCCAUAUGAAUGAGGUGGAGUGCUCUGGAUUUGAGAAGUCCAUCACUGAGUGUUUCUUCAACAAAGAAGCUCUGGGUUGCAGCCAUGAGGAGGAUGCGGCCGUCAGAUGUAACGUCCCUGCUAUGGGCUUCCAGGAGAGGCUGCGUCUGAGCGGUGGUCGUACCCCCUUUGAGGGCCGUGUGGAGGUGCUGGCAGAGAGAAACGGCUCUCUGGUGUGGGGGACGGUGUGCAGCGAAGGCUGGGGAACCAUGGAGGCCAUGGUGGUCUGCAGACAGCUGGGCCUGGGCUUCGCCAGCAAUGCUUUCCAGGAGACCUGGUAUUGGCCUGGAGAGGUUACAGCAGAUGCUGUGGUGAUGAGUGGCGUUCGCUGCUCUGGUACUGAGAUGUCUCUGUCCCACUGCCUGCACCACGGAGCCCACCUGAGCUGCUCCAAAGGAGGUGGACGCAACGCUGCCGGAGUCUCCUGCUCUGAGACGGCUCCUGACCUGGUGUUGAACCCUCAGGUGGUGGAGCAGACCACCUACAUGGAGGACAGGCCCAUGUUCAUGCUGCAGUGUGCGUACGAGGAGAACUGUUUGGCCACCACCUCCAGUGCCACACCAGCCAACUCCUACCGCCGCCUGCUGCGCUUCUCCUCCCAGAUCCACAACAACGGCCAGUCUGACUUCCGGCCCAAAGCUAGCCGACACUCCUGGGUGUGGCACGACUGUCACAGGCAUUAUCACAGCAUGGAGGUGUUUACCCUCUAUGACCUGUUCACCCUCAAUGGAACCAAAGUGGCUGAGGGACACAAGGCAAGUUUUUGCCUGGAAGAUUCAGAAUGUGAUGAAGGUAUUGACAAGGUGUACGAAUGUGCUAACUUCGGAGAGCAGGGCAUCACUGUGGGCUGCUGGGAUACCUACAGGCACGACAUCGACUGCCAGUGGGUGGACAUCACUGACGUCAAACCUGGAGAUUACAUUUUCCAGAUUGUAAUUAAUCCAAACUAUGAAGUGCCUGAGUCAGACUACAGCAAUAACAUCAUGAAAUGCAGAUGUCGAUAUGAUGGUCAUCGUGUGUGGAUGUACAGCUGCCAUAAUGGUGGCUCAUUAAGCACUGAAACAGAGGAGACAUUCCCAGGCCUCCUGAACAACCAGGUGACCCACAGGUAAAGACAAAGCAGAGGAGAGGAGUUGACCGGCUGUUCCCCCUCCUGCAGGGAGACUGUCUGAAGCCCACCAACCACUACUACAUCUGUGGUGGAUUCCCCCCCCCUCCCCGCCAGCCUUGCCCUGGUCAAACGAUCCUUUUAUGUUCCCCCUCAUCCAUGAGGCAGCAGCUUUCUUUGACCCUCAACCCUUUUUAUCCUCCAGCAGAAAGAAUAUUUGAUCCCUCUCUCCUGUCCAAAAACAGAGGCAGCUACAGCCUUACCAACACUUCAAUUCUCCAUGGAGGUGGAGCUCUCCACCUGCCCUGUGACUCAAGAGACCUUUGUUUUCUUUUUUCGAAUGAGUGAUGAAGUCAGCCUGCUGAAAGGGGGCAGGUAUUUUAACACCAGGUGUAGCAUCCGGGGAACGCCAUCCAAGAUGUGCCUUCUUUUGAAGUGCAGCAUUUUAACACAGCCCCUGCUGCAGUGCUUUUGGUUCAAAGCUCACCCCCAUGGUAGAGUUUGGAUGUCUGCGCUGGGUCGCCCGAGGACGACGAAGGAAUCAUCGAUAACAAGCUCUGGUCCGUGUUUGGAAAAAAUAAAUGCUGCAUUCUUUUUUCGCUUGCAUUCGCUUCAAGAGAGUUUCAUAAAGUGCCUUUUACACACUGAAGUCCACAUACACUGAGGUUAUGCUAUACAGGCUCACUGAGCGUUUCAUAAGCUGAAGGCGCAUGUUUUACAUCUUCACUAAGAACUUUUUAAAAAGUGCAAACAGACUAAUCUGAAAAGCUGAAAUAUUACAAGCUAAAGUUAUUUUUUUAUAUAGUUGGAGCAUUCUCUGGACAAGACUGUAGUUCUUACAUAAAGUCUGAACAUUACAUAAUGGUAAGUUGUCCAGAAAUAAAAUUAUGUGAGCAAAAUGUUGACAAAUGAACCCUUAAUUAACAUGAUGCGUGAUAUAAGAGAUUCUACUUUUAGCCAGCAUGGUCCAAAAACCUUCCACUCAUGUGUACGGUCAGUAAAAAGCAGGAAAUACUUCAGCUUGGCUUGUCUUUUUUCUUUGGUCACAUGGUGUCUGAACAGAUUCAUUCAAGACAACUAAGGAUCAGUUUCAGCUCCAACACAUCACCUUGUUGUCCCCAUAUGAUCAAAACUCUUUCCUCUUAAUGAUAAGCUGUAAUAUUUAGCUUUAGAUGCUUCUACCGGACCUCAAAUGUCUCUUCUUCAUGUUCAGUGCCUUUACAAAAAGUCCAAAUGCAUCAUCUUUAAACCUUUCACACACAUUCUCCAUCGAUACUAGGUCUGGGUAUCGAGUGAAAUAAAUCGAUACCAAGUAGGAUCGAAACGUCUCCAGUCAAACGAUACCUGCAUUCGAUCCUUUUUACAUCCAUACCUAGAAAAUAUGACUAUUUGUAUGGACUCAGUUGGUAUCAGUAUCACUUUAAGUGUACUUGGAUUGGUACUCUCACUCUCACACACACUCUAAUAAGAUUUUUCUAUGGUCGAAAAAAUUAGCUUUCACACUCAAUUGAGAUGUAGGCUAUUACAUCGUCCGACUGCCAGAUGGCUUUGAAAGUCAGGAGGCAACAUGUUCUUAAGGUUUCGGGUGUGUGUGUAUCAUGUCAUGCGUUGCACCUGAAUUAAGUUUAUGACAGCAUAUAUUACACAUUCAUAUCCAUGUAAAUGUAAAAGGUUACAUUUGUGAGUAAUAAGAGUUUUUCGCUUUCUUUUGAAACUCUCAAGAAACACAUGCCUGAUAAUCUCACACUAAUGUUAUAAUAUGUUGUGCAGGAAAGAGACUGUGAUGCUGACCUGCAGUAGAAUAUCAGCUAGGAUCCUUUGAGUGUUAGUCAGCAGCACUCUCUGGUCUCAUUGUAAGCAUCGUAGGGCGGCUCUCCAGUAGCCUGCACUUCAUUUCCUCUCACUGCCUCAUGUGUUGCCUUUACAAGGAGACAGAUCCUGCACACCAUCUUCUCUGGAGCAGCACGUCUUCCUGUUUUAGACAGUCAGUUGCAGAUGUGUUCUUUUUUUUUUAUAUACUCUCAAAAUGUAAUAAAGAAAUAAAGAAAUAAAACAAAACAUUAAGUUCCUGUCACUGAAAGUCAGGUUUUAUCAGUCACUGAACUAUAAAGUCAAUUUAGUCAGGUUCAGUUUUAUUCCUUGUUUAAAAAAAACAAAACAAAAAACGUUUGUACAAUAAUGUGUGUGAAUCCUAUUUUAUUGUACUUUUUAUAAUGGUGCUAUCAAACUGGCCCUCUGUUUUCUGAGGGCUCAGUACAUGUUCAACAGCUACAUUAUGUAUACUAACAGUAUACUUGAACUGGGCGUAUGAAACUAUGUGCUUUGUGUGUUAAACUAUAAUAAAGGUCUGAGUUACAGAGCAAC